Clupea harengus (Atlantic herring) is the source of this 1407-nucleotide messenger RNA. Its product is annotated as adapter molecule crk-like. Gene Ontology annotation, molecular function: signaling adaptor activity; receptor tyrosine kinase binding. Gene Ontology annotation, cellular component: cytoplasm. NCBI's taxonomy places the organism in Eukaryota, Metazoa, Chordata, Actinopteri, Clupeiformes, Clupeidae. Gene Ontology annotation, biological process: cell migration; enzyme-linked receptor protein signaling pathway. The record is from RefSeq and is a predicted model, not a curated record.
UCUGCUAUCAACUUUCCUGCAUCACAUCCGGUGGAUGAAGUCAAUCCUUGUCCCAACGUUCGCCAUUCCAGUUGUUUUGUGGGAUGUGUUUGCGGCACACCGGAUGUGUUACUCAAGAAUUGUGCCAGAACUACAUGAACACUAAAAGGUGUUCAAAAGUUUUUUAACAAACUUUUUUGUGAAAAAUCUCGCAAACUGUGUUCAACAACGUAUUCUUGAGGAGUGCGGGUAAUGUAUUUUCUCCCUGAAGUGCGUCGUCUUGACUUGAGAGUCAAAGUUUUUGCAUGAGUUGAAUUUGGUCACCAACUGGGAGAGGCUUGGGGAGGCCUUGCGGUUUCGGCGUGGAGUUGUAACCAUGGCCGGGAAUUUUGACGCCGAAGACCGUAACAGCUGGUACUGGGGAAGGCUUAUUCGUCAAGAGACAGUUUCACUUCUGCAGGGACAACGACAUGGAGUGUUUCUUGUCAGAGACUCAAUUACGAGCCCCGGCGACUAUGUACUUUCCGUUUCAGAGAAUUCCAAAGUAUCUCAUUACAUAAUCAAUAGCAUCAGCAACAACCGGCAAUCUGGAUCAAACCAAGCCCCUCCACGUUAUCGUAUUGGAGACCAGGAGUUUGAUGGUAUCCCGGCCCUUUUAGAGUUCUACAAGAUUCACUAUCUGGACACCACCACUUUGAUUGAGCCCACCAGCAAAGCUAAGCAUGCCGGGUUUGUGAGCGCCGCCGCUGCUGCCGGCUCGCCUCAGAGGUCAGAUGAGGUGGAGUAUGUGCGCGCCCUUUUCGACUUCCCUGGCAACGAUGAGGAGGACCUGCCUUUCCGGAAGGGGGAGAUGCUCAGGGUUAUCGAGAAGCCGGAGGAGCAGUGGUGGAGCGCAGCCAAUCUGGAUGGUCGACAGGGUAUGAUCCCAGUUCCCUAUGUGGAGCGGUACCGUCCUGCCUCACCAACUGGUGCAGGCCAAACCGCGCCCGCAGUGCCCGGAACACCUGGGGCAUCCGACGGUUCUGGUGGAGCAGCGCCCACACAGAUAGACUACGCUCAGCCUGUGGUGAACACACCUUUGCCCAACCUCCAGAAUGGACCAGUAUAUGCCAGGGUAAUACAGAAGAGAGUCCCAAAUGCUUAUGACAAAACAGCUCUUGCUUUAGAGAUGGGGGACACGGUGAAAGUCACCAAGAUCAAUGUGAACGGCCAAUGGGAGGGCGAGUGCAAGGGCAAGAAAGGCCAUUUUCCCUUCACCCAUGUCCGCCUUCUAGACCAGCAGCACCCAGAGGAUGAGAGCUGAGAGGUCACCACGCUUUCAGACGCGCACAUGCCUUCCCAUACACUCACUUCCUGUAGGACCCUACUCUACUGUAUGAAUGUCUGACCCACAUCCUCCCCAUCCCUGCCCCAUCCCCUCUCCUCCCU